This is a messenger RNA of Xiphophorus maculatus (southern platyfish), 5285 nucleotides long. RefSeq names its product family with sequence similarity 83 member C (gene sack1c). The transcript has 5 exons. Bases 347 to 2155 code for a protein of 602 amino acids. NCBI's taxonomy places the organism in Eukaryota, Metazoa, Chordata, Actinopteri, Cyprinodontiformes, Poeciliidae. The record is from RefSeq and is a predicted model, not a curated record.
GAUGGCGAGCAGCCAAUGAGAGGACAGUCUGCAACAGGUGAGCAGAAGACACACACCUGACCCCCGGCUGCUGCAACACAACACCGCGCAGAGGAGGCGGCCGCGGCUCGGAGAGGGACAUCCUGACGGACAGGGCCGGGAACCAGAGAAGCCGGGACCAUUUCAGCGCCCCGAACAGAACCGAACUGUCAUUUACUCUCUUUAAUCUGGAGGCAGGUCGGCGCGGAUUAUUGAUCAGAUUUAAUCCGCUUUCUGCUUUAAAAAUAGCGGCGAUGCUUCAGGACUCCCAGCGCAGCAGCGACUAGUUCCAGGUUUCAGGUCGAUAGUCUCCCAGUCCGGCAGCACCAUGAUCAGCUCCGAGGGCCUGCGGCCGGCCCCCGCCGGCAGGAAGCCGCUGGGGAAGCUCGCUUCCCGGCUGGAGGAGGUGAAGAACCCGUGGAGGGAGGGCUCCAAGCUGGAGCUGAGCCACAACGAGGCGGCGCGGCUGGCCACGGACGCGCUGCUGGAGCACGGGGAGAAGGAGUACCGGCGGGUCCUGGCCGAGGAGCGGGAGCUCAACUUCCUGUCCCCGCUGGAGAUCCGCUACAUCAGCCAGCAUGCCGCCAGCAAGACCUCCGACCCCGACAACGGCGACCGGGACGACGGGGACGCGGACGCCGUGUCCGAGCUGACCUCCGGGACUUACUUCCCCAUGAUGUCCGACGACGAGCCGCCGAUGCUGGAGCUGGGCUGGCCCGAGACCCCGGUGCGGUUCGGACCGUCGGAGACCCAGAUCUACUUCCAGAGAGACAAAACCCACAACAUCAAGGACCUGAUCCGGUCCAUGAUCAACAAGGCCAAGAAGGUCAUCGCCGUGGUGAUGGACAUCUUCACCGACGUGGACCUGAUGUGUGACCUGAUGGAGGCGUCCAACAAGCGGCGAGUCCCCGUCUACAUCCUGCUGGACGAGAAGAACCUGAGCUACUUCACGGACAUGUGUGUGGCGCUGGACAUUCAGAACUCUCACCUGAAUAACAUGCGGAUUCGCAGCGUCUGCGGCGACACGUACUGCACCAGAGGCGGGAAGAAGUUCACCGGUCAGGUCCUGGAGAAGUUCAUGAUCAUUGACUGUGAGGAGGUCAUCGCCGGCUCCUACAGCUUCACCUGGCUGUCGGCGCAGGUGCACAGCAACAUGGUGAUGCAUUUCUCAGGUUUCAUCACCGACAGCUUCGAUCGGGAGUUUCGCUGUCUGUACGCCGACUCGCAGAUCAUCGACAGGUUCAACUCAGAAGACGAAGAGAUGCCUUAUUAUCCGUCAUACCAGACCUUCCAGGCCCCUGGGAUCGGCCUGGGGCUCGGCGGGCCCCUGGGUCUGGACCUGCACUCCGACAGGCAACGGGACCGGAGUUGCUCUGAAAACUCCAGCAGCCAAUCAAGUAACAGCGUUUCCAGCGUUAAGGUCGCUCCGGGGAUGACCUCCAACAACGUCUACAAGGUCACUCAGGGUCAUGAGAAGAAGGAACCCGUCGGCUCGUCUCUGCAAAGCCCAGAGAGGAGAAUCGGUGGCGGGCUGAGGGUGGGAGGCCCGGGUGUCCGAGGUUCUCCCAAUGGCGGAACCGGUCACAACCCGAUCACCGACCGCCAGCUGCCAACCUACAGCCAGUCAACGGGCAUCGAGUGGAACAAACCGAGCUCAGCCGAACUCUUGCGGGCAAACAUUGGUGGCACUUCUACCAAAUUUCAGGGAUUGGGUUUGUAUGAUCACAAGCCCACCUUGUUUCAAAGUUCUCCAAACACAAACCUGAACCUUAAGAUCCAGACGCCGUCGCCCGUCAACGAGCCCAAACUGCCCCCAAAGCAGAGGACGCCCACUGGCCAGUACCACAACAAGAUGUCCGACAAGCUGCUCUUCUCCUCCAAAGACAAGGAAACCUUCAACUUCCGGCGUUCUCCGUCCCCGCUGAACUCCUCGCCCUGGGGCGGGCCAGAACUCUCUCAGCCAGAGCCGGAGAGCCAGCAGUGCCCGCCGCCGCCGACGUCUCCGCCGGGCCACAUGAGCCGCCAGGACCAGAAGCGGAUGACGCUGGGCCACAGCAAGCUGGACCUGGUGAACCACUACAACAAGCUGAAAACGAAGCAGGUCUACAGCCGCUUUGAGCUGAAGAGCAAAAACUGAAGGACCGUCUGCGUCCUGCCGCACCGUUCAGACUCAGAGAAGUUUUCUGAACCUUUUCUGUUAACUUUUUAUUUCUUUAUUAUCUUCCACAGCCGGAAAACAUGGAACACUUACUGAGUCGGCCAUUUUGGCUCUGAGAUACUGUUCAGUUUCCCUCCUGAAACCGUUUCGCCUCUUCAUGGAAAUAAGGACCAACUGUUGGUUUCAACAGGGGGGUUCAAAGUGCGGCCCAGGGCCAUUUGCAGCCGUCUGAAUGAUUGUGUGUGGCCCCCAACCUCAAUCCAAGGAUGGACACUUUUUCAUCUUGUAGAGCAAGUUUUUAACUAGGUUUUUUUUUUUUCUUUUUUUACAGAUUCAUAACAUCUUACAAAAAUAUGAGGUACAAAAAAUAGAUUCUCUUAUAUUAAUUGCUUUUGUCUUACCUUUGGAGUAACUAGAACCACAAAGAUCUAAAAUAACUUAAAAUUUCACUUUAUUAUUGAACAGAUGCAUUUAAAAAAAGGCUCAAGAAGUUUGUUUUAAAAUACUUUUGCAGCCUCCAAGUGUUGGGAAAAUGUUUGGACACCAGUGGUUGAAAGAGAUUUUUCUGUAUUAGAUUAUUUUAUAUAACGUUUAUUCUCUAAAAUAAUCUGUUAAUCAUCAGUCGUGCUCUGGAAACAAGAAGGCGUAGCAACGAGCUAACACUGGAUUAAACCUUCAACACUCCAGGAACGUUUUUUUCUAGCUGUUGUAAAUAAAUGCAAUCUUAUGAUAAUUUCACUGUAUAAAUAUUUUAUUUUAAAACUUAUUUUAACUGCCCCUCCCUUAAGUGUUAUCUACAAUUACCAGCAAUCUGAAUUCAAGAUAUUUUAAAGUCUUAAAACCUUCAAAAAGUCAGGUAAUUUAAAUGAAUCUUGUUGAAAUUGUUUCUGUUGAUGUUUUAUUAAAUCAGAAUGCACUGUAAAACAUUCGCAGGUUGAAACUGGCACAAAAAAUUAUUCUGAGAAUAAAGUCAUAACAUUAGGAUUAAGCCAUAAAUCAUAAAGUUAUAACAAUACAAAAAAGGUUGUAAUACAAUAAUAAAGUUGUUCGACAGAAUUACAUUUUUUGAAAACUCCUACAUGAAAUAUAAUUAACAUUUAAAAUAAGAAAUGUUGAAGAUCUUGAAAAGUUAUGUUUUGGUCGGUUUUAUAAAUUAGAAAAUAUUUAAUCUUUUAUCACAUCAGCAUUAAGUUGUUAUCAGUAGCAGGACAACAGUGGAGUCUGUUUGGAAAGAACCACCUGGACCUGCUGAGCGGGUCACAUCAGAUCUUAAUAACUUUAUAAAAGUUUUUUCUCAUAAUUUUUCAUCUUCUUUCUGAUAAUUAAAAAUUAAAAAUCCCCAAUGCGCCGUCGUAGCUUCAGUUAGAGGCUGGAAGCUAAAAGGCACAAAGAUUCCCAAGUUUUUUUUGUUUGUUUUUUUCAAAUUAUACUUAUUUUAAAUUAUACUUACUUAUUAAAUUUCAGCAACAACCAAUUAACCGUUCCAGCAUAAAUCUUGCUAAUUUAACAGGAAGCGAAAACAAAUCUAAUAAGUUGCAGCAUUGUGUGUCAUCCUGACACCCGGGCCGAGUCGAAGGAAAUAGAGAAAUGAUUUAAAAAAUGAUUCUGUACAUAAAAAGAAAAAUAUAUACCACAAUUAGCAAUUGUACCAAUUAAAUUCAUCACCACACUAAAAGUUGAGAAGUUUUCAAAUUGAAGUGUCUGGAGGACGUUUUUAAUAAACGGCGGUAUCGCUCGGCGUCUCUGUCCCAUAAUCCCUUGCUUCUGUCUGUGCUAACAGAUGAGGUAGUCUCAGUUCACCUGUAACGUCUUCAUGUUUCAUCCUCUGUUACACAGAAGGAAGCAGGAAGGAAAUGAAGAGCUUUCAGUGUCUGAAACAAACCGCCUCUUGAAAGUCAUGAAGCUUUUUAGCAUCUUCUGAGACUCUUGCAGGAAUUAGCCGGUGCCGUGACUCACCCAGUGGUAGAUGGGACCAAAUGGGUCAGUAAAAAAGGAGAAAUGCUGCAGACCCGUCUGGACUGCACACUGUGCACUGCCCUAAGUUAAUAACACCUCCGUCUCCAGGUUUCAUUUUGUUUUACCGCAGCAGCACAGCUGCAGACAGCAUGUAAAGGAAUCGUCUUUUUGUCCUCCAGCAGUGGGCUCAACAUUUCUGGAUAUAAAUAAUAACAUCCAGCGGGUCUCAGGAUUAGUAAUGAACAUUAAAGCGUCAUCAGCAUAGAGUGUGAUUCUGUUUUCCACAUUUUAUUUUCCUAACUUGCAGAAAAACCCUGUUGGGUCCUCAGAGCGUCGGGAUAAAAACGUAGAGAAGGAAAAACCGUUUACUGGUUUCUGAACGAAUCCGACUCAGUUUGCUGCACAAUCUGAUGUAUUUUUAUUAUUAUUAUUAAAUAAUGAUCAACUGUUUUAUUUUUUUAUAUGUGCGAUGUUGAAACAGAAAUCAAGCUGUUCAUCUGCAGUUUUUUUUGUUAUGAUCAUAGUUUCCUGGUAAGUCGUGCCUUGAUCAUCCUGCCUUAAGGUUUACAGCCACGUUUCUGACCAACUCUGUCUCUGACCACCUGGAUUGGGUCCAAACUCGAGGUUUCCUCCUGUCCGGCGCAGGAGCAUCAGCAGAAUGAGACCUGAAGGUUUCAGGGCAUUUUCUUCCCAGCAGCUCUGCUGUGAUGUUGUAUAAAACACUGGUUUCACUGGGUUGCUUCUCAAAUCUCCUUUUAUAUCCAGAUUUGUAUAAAACUUAUUGAACUGUUUCUACUUGGAAGUUUUAAGAAUGAAACGCGCUGAUCAUCAGCCGGCACAUCAGGGCUUCAACCUCGGCGUCGAGCAAUAAGGAAUGAUGUUGAUCACACGUUUUGUGUUUGUUUACGACUCAUUUUUGUAAUUUUUAUUGUUUUGUCUUCAUUUAUUGCCUUCAGCUGAAAUGUGUCAGAAUGUGCAGCCAUCAGUUUACCUGCAGUUUGGCUGAAUAAUCCGUUUAUUGUACAUAUAAAAAAGAUUUCUGAUUAUUUUGUGUUUCACAAUUAUUAUUAAUGGAAAAUGUGAACUUUUAGCUUUUGUUAAAGUUGAUUUUCUUUUUUAAGAUGAACAAAUUUAAAUAAAAACAAAAAGCUGA